AUGAAAGUCGCCGCCUCCCCGCUCGUCCUCUUCACGCUCGUCACCACCGUGCCCCUCAUGGCGUUCAUCCUCCUACUGACGCUCCUCCCCACGCCCAAGUCCGCGCUCAACGCCACCAACAAUGCGCUGCGCCACCGUCUCAGGGCACGCAUUUCCCUAACGACUGACGACGAGAUGGUGUUACGGCCGGCGUUUGCGCCGCUGGAAGCGUGGCUGGAUGUCGAUGAGAGGGAUGGGAGGGAUGAGAGGGAUGAGGGGAAGAGGGUGGUGGUGGAGCCGCUGCUGGGAAUGCGGCCGCAGCUGGCGGAUGGCAGGGCUGGGGAGGUGCGUGAUUGGUGCUGGAGGGGCCUGGGAGGGGUGGGGGGGAUUGGUCGGGCUUUCGGUAUUGAUGCGGGGUUGAGCGGGUUCUUGUAG
Messenger RNA from Morchella importuna, 414 nucleotides. RefSeq lists its product as uncharacterized. The coding region runs from base 1 to 414 and encodes 137 amino acids. The transcript has a single exon. The record is from RefSeq and is a predicted model, not a curated record. NCBI's taxonomy places the organism in Eukaryota, Fungi, Ascomycota, Pezizomycetes, Pezizales, Morchellaceae.